Molecule: messenger RNA, 3644 nt
Organism: Oncorhynchus kisutch (coho salmon)
Lineage: Eukaryota; Metazoa; Chordata; Actinopteri; Salmoniformes; Salmonidae
Exons: 2
Coding region: 1459-2682 (407 amino acids)
Source: RefSeq, a predicted model, not a curated record
GCUGUCUGGCUGUGUUGCUGUCAGGCUGUGUUGCUGUCUGGCUGUGUUGCUGUCUGGCUGUGUUGCUGUCUGGCUCUGUGAGGAAUACUCUCCUGAUGUAUCACACGUAUCCUUCAUUGCAUAGUUUGGAGGUUGUUGCUAAGGAAGUUGUUGCUAAGGAAGUUGUUGCUAAGGAAGUUGUUGCUAAGGAAGUUGUUGCUAAGGAAGUUGUUGCUAAGGAGUUCUUUUAAGCUUUUCAAUUGAAUUGUUUUCUUUUUGCAGGGACUUUCAGUUUGUCAGCCAGAGUUGGUUUAUGUCAGCUCUCCUCUCUCUCCUUUUAGUUCUCCCUCCCUCCCUUCUUCUCUCCCUCCUUUCUCUCCACUCCUGCGGCAGUAAUGACUAGCUUUCCCUCUGAGGAGAGAUGUCACUCUCGACAAUGAGAGCAAAUUGUAUCUGUUCUUUUGAGCUACACCAUUACCCCUGAAACUCAUGUUGCUCUCUCCAUCUCUUUCCUUCACACUCUCUUUCUCUCCUUUCUCUUUAAGUUUCUCUCCAUCUUUCUUUUUCUCCUUCUCUCCCCCCCCCCCCCCACUGUUCAGAGACAUUCCGUUGUACGUUCUGUCAGACAGAGGUAGAGAAGGAUGAGUCUGGUGACCCGUUUCAACGAACAGAUCGAGCCCAUCUAUGUGCUGCUGAGUGAGACCGAGGAAGUCCAGCUAUCAAACAACCUGCUGGAGCCCGAGCCUGCCGAGAUCAGAUCCCCGGCCUCUAAUAGAGUUCACAAGACCCACUGUAAACUACUGUCCCAUGGAACUUUCCGGUGCUACUGUCCCAUGGAACUUUCCAGUGCUACUGUCCCAUGGAACUUUCCGGUGCUACUGUCCCAUGGAACUUUCCGGUGCUACUGUCCCAUGGACCUUUCCGGUGCUACUGUCCCAUGGAACUUUCCGGUGCUACUGUCCCAUGGAACUUUCCGGUGCUACUGUCCCAUGGAACUUUCCGGUGCUACUGUCCCAUGGAACUUUCCGGUGCUACUGUCCCAUGGAACUUUCCGGUGCUACUGUCCCAUGGAACUUUCCGGUGCUACUGUCCCAUGAUACUGUCCCGUUCUACGUAGUUAACUGUCUCUCCAUCCUUUCUGUCUUCCCCUGAAGUGUUCAAGUACACAAGUAAUCAUUGUAAACUACUGUCCCGUUGUCACGCCCCGACCGUAGAGACCCUUUUUAUUCUCUAUGGCUGGUUGGUCAGGGUGUGACUCGUGUGGGAAACUCUAUGUUCAUUGUUUCUAUGUUUUGGCCUGGUAUGGUUCUCAAUCGGGGACAGCUGUCCGUCGUUGUCUCUGAUUGGGAAUCAUACUUAGGCAGCCUUGUUUCCUUUUGUAAUUGUGGGUCUUUGCUAGUGGCAUUAUGGGCUAAGUUAUCUUCACGGUCGUUUCCUUGUUCUUUGUUUUUUGUUGGCGACAUUUAUAAAUAAAAAUAAAUGUACGCUCACCAUGUUACACCUUGGUCCGGUCAAUUCCACGACGACAGCGAUCGAGACACCCGUGCUUCAAUGUUAACUAUACUGCCCCAUGCUACUGUCCCAUUCUACUCUCCCAUUCUACUGUCCCAUGCUACUGUCCCAUUCUACUCUCCCAUUCUACUGUCCCAUUCUACUCUCCCAUUCUACUGCCUCAUUCUACUGUCCCAUUCUACUGUCCCAUUCUACUGUCCCUACUACUGCCUCAUUCUACUGUCCCAUUCUACUGUCCCAUUCUACUGUCCCAUUCUACUGUCCCAUUCUACUGUCCCAUGCUACUGUCCCAUUCUACUGUCCCAUUCUACUGUCCCAUUCUACUGUCCCAUUCUACUGUCCCAUUCUACUGUCCCAUUCUACUGCCUCAUUCUACUGUCCCAUGCUACUGUCCCAUUCUACUGUCCCAUUCUACUGUCCCUACUACUGCCUCAUUCUACUGUCCCAUGCUACUGUCCCAUGCUACUGUCCCAUGCUACUGUCCCAUGCUACUGUCCCAUGCUACUGUCCCAUGCUACUGUCCCAUGCUACUGUCUCAUUCUACUGUCCCUACUACUGCCCCUACUAAUGCCCCAUUCUACUGUCCCAUUCUACUGUCCCUACUACUGCCUCAUUCUACUGUCCCUUGCUACUGUCCCAUGCUACUGUCCCAUGCUACUGUCUCAUUCUACUGUCCCUACUACUGCCCCUACUAAUGCCCCAUGCUACUGUCCCAUGCUACUGUCCCAUUCUACUCUCCCAUUCUACUGUCCCAUUCUACUGUCCCUACUACUGCCUCAUUCUACUGUCCCAUGCUACUGUCCCAUGCUACUGUCCCAUGCUACUGUCCCAUUCUACUCUCCCAUUCUACUGUCCCAUUCUACUGUCCCUACUACUGCCUCAUUCUACUGUCCCUUGCUACUGUCCCAUGCUACUGUCCCAUGCUACUGUCUCAUUCUACUGUCCCUACUACUGCCCCUACUAAUGCCCCAUUCUACUGUCCCACACUACUGUCCCUACUACUGCCCACCUCUACUGUCCCACACUACUGUCCCAUUCUACUGUCCCAUUCUACUGUCCCUACUACUGCCCCAUUCUACUGUCCCACACUACUGUCCCAUUCUACUUUCCCAUUCUACUGUCCCAUGUUACUGUCCCAUUCUACUGUCCCAUUCUACUGUCCCAUGCCUCUGUCCAAUGCUACAAUGUUAACUUUACUGUCCCAUGCUACAAUGUUAACUAUACUUCCCCAUGCUACUGUCCCAUUCUACUGUCCCUACUACUACCCCAUUCUACUGUCUCACUCUACUGUCCCAUACUACUUCCCAUGCUGCUGUCCCGUGCCACAAUGUUAAUUCUACUGUCCCGUGCUACUGUCCCAUGUUACUGUCCCAUUCUACUGUCCCAUGCCUUUGUCCAAUGUUAUAUCAACUAUACCCUCCAGUCCUCCCUACUAUACCAUCCUGUCCUCCCUACUAUACCCUCCUUUUAUAUCUACUAUACCCUCCUGUCCUCCCUACUAUACCCUCCUGUCCUCUCCUCUAUACCAUCCUGUACUCCCUAAUAUACCCUCCUGUUAUAUCUACUAUACCAUCCUGUCCUCCCCACUAUACCCUCCUGUCCUCUCUACUAUACCCUCAUGUCCUCUCUACUAUACCCUCCUGUCCUCUCCUCUAUACCCUCCUGUCAUCCCUACUAUACCCUCCUGUCCUCCAUACUAUACCCCCCUGUCCUCUCUGCUAUACCCUCCUGUUAAUGCUACUAUACCCUGCUGUCCUCUUUACUAUACCCUCCUGUUAUAUCUAAUAUACCCUCCUGUCCUCUCUACUAUACCCUCCUGUCCUCUCUACUAUACCCUCCUGUUAUAUCUACUAUACCCUCCUGUUAUAUCUACUAUACCCACCUGUCCUCUCUACUAUACCUCCUGUCCUCCCUACUAUACCAUCAUGUCCUCCUUACUAUACCCUCCUGUUAUAUCUACUAUACCCUCCUGUCCUCUCCUCUAUACCCUCCAGUCCUCCCUACUAUACCCUCCUGUCCUUUCUACUAGACCAUCCUGUCCUCCCUACUAUACCCUCCUGUUAUAUCUACUAUACCCUCCUGUCCUCCCCACUAUACCCUCCUGUCCUCUCUACUAUACCCUCAUGUCCUCUCUACUAUACCCUCCUGUCCUC